Messenger RNA from Ziziphus jujuba (common jujube), 1666 nucleotides. RefSeq names its product alpha N-terminal protein methyltransferase 1. Bases 82 to 1065 code for a protein of 327 amino acids. Gene Ontology annotation, biological process: N-terminal protein amino acid methylation. The record is from RefSeq and is a predicted model, not a curated record. Gene Ontology annotation, cellular component: cytoplasm. Gene Ontology annotation, molecular function: methyltransferase activity. NCBI's taxonomy places the organism in Eukaryota, Viridiplantae, Streptophyta, Magnoliopsida, Rosales, Rhamnaceae. The transcript is spliced from 8 exons.
CAUUCACCAAUCCGGGUUCUUUGAGAACCUAAUUACAGCAAUGGAAUUUGAGGGAGCAGAGUAGAGAGGUUUGUGUUAUUAAUGCAGGGUUAUUAUUCUAAAAUAUUGAGAACAGAGCAUAGCUUGGGUAUCAGUGUCAGUAUCAGUAUCAGUAUCAGUGUCAGUGGUGUGGGUGGUGAACGUGUGGCCAAACCAUCAUUUGGGAGAGGCAACGGCCGCCGCAGAAGAGUCACAAGGAGAGCUGGGAUAUCCAUGGAGGUCGGUGGGUUGGACUCUGAGGGCCGCAAAUUCAACAACGCUGGCGAGAUGUGGACAGAGCAGGUCGGAGACCCUAACAAGAAGACCGACUGGUAUCGUCAAGGCGUUGGCUAUUGGGAAGGUGUGAAAGCAUCGGUGGAUGGGGUAUUAGGAGGAUAUGGGCAUGUGGAUAAGGCAGACAUUGUGGGUAGCGAAGUGUUUCUCAAUACCCUUCUCUCUGAGCGUUUUACCAAUGCUGCUGCUGGUUCCUCAAACCAACACCACUUGGUUGCUCUUGAUUGUGGUUCUGGCAUUGGAAGAGUCACAAAAAAUCUUCUGAUAAGAUUCUUCAAUGAGGUUGAUCUUCUAGAGCCUGUAUCACAUUUCUUAGAGACUGCCCGUGAAAGCUUGGCUCCUGAAAAGCUUAUGGCCUCAGAUAUGCACAAAGCAACUAACUUUUUUUGUGUGCCUCUUCAGGAAUUCACGCCGGAUGCAGGAAGAUAUGAUGUUAUAUGGGUUCAGUGGUGUAUUGGGCAUCUCACAGAUGAUGACUUUGUGUCAUUUUUUAAGAGAGCCAAGGUUGGCCUUAAACCUGGAGGAAUUUUUGUGCUGAAGGAGAACAUUGCAAGAAGUGGAUUUGUGUUAGAUAAUGUUGACCGGAGCAUAACAAGGUCUGAUUCAUACUUUAAGGAUCUCUUUCGUCAAUGUGGACUGCAUCUCUACAAGUCAAAGAUAUGGACUUGUAUCUACCUUGGUGCCAUGGAAGCAUUGUCACUUUGUGAUCUGCAAGUCACAAAUGUAAUAUUUUCUACUGUUGAGACCAAUUAACUGCAUAUAAUAAAUAUAAGUUAGGUACCCAAUAACUGUGCAUAAUUUAUGGUUUAAUUUUUAUUUCUACUUGGCAACAUUAGUAUUUAUGAAAAUGUUAUCCUUUAAAACUUUGGUAACUAGCACCAUGGCUUGUUCAAAUAUAGGUGUAACAUUGAACCCUAGUAACCAGUGGUCAUUUUAUGUUAAUCAUUUGAAUAUGGUUCAAUAUACAGCCUGUACUGGUGAACUGUUAAGAUUCUUUUAUGUAAAUGUUCAUUUACCUUGUAACAGUAACAUUUGUGAUCUCUUUCUUUUAUCAUUGUCACAGAGUUGUUUGUGGAGUUGCAUCGUACAGACAACUUAACCUUUCAAUAUUGCAAAAGAAGAGGUUGAAUAGGGUGAUAAUUAGUAUACUUCAAAGGAAUAACAUGUGGCAAAACUGUGUGUUGAAUUUAUCGUUCUGUUUAUUCAAAACACACGCAUAUAACUGAUCUCCCGUCGCUCUCCCCCAUCCUCGCCUCCCCUCUUUUUUCUUCUUUAUCUAAGCAUUUACAAUUACCAAAUAUAUUAAAAUUAAGUGUUGUAAUUUUACUAGAUAAAUGUGAGUUCCUAUAUGAGU